GGAGGGCUUUCACCGGACUACCGCUCAGCUGAGGAAAAAAAAAAGGAAAAAGGGGAAAACGAGCGACGUUUGGCGGAUGCGUCUCCGUCCGGCCGGAGGAGGAGGAGGAGGAGAUGAUCGCCAGAGAGGAGAAAAAGUCUCUUUGAUUCAAGUUGGGGAAACGGGAUUCCGCUGGUCGGAUGUUUACAUGCUGCUCUUAAAAUUGAUCCGGGAAACACUGAAAAAGUCGAAAAGGGCCGGCAAACACUCGGGCAGGCUGCCAGCAUGCUAUGAGAUCCUAACCCUGUCCUUGACGACGAAGAAGAAGAAGAUGGCUGCGGAACUGUACCCUGCCGCCAACGCCAACACCAACCUGACCGGCAGCGGCACGACGGUGACGGCCACCGACAAGGCGAAGGAUGCGCCGGUCAGCAAGUCCGCCGCCGCCGCCGCCGGCAGCCCGACCAGCCAGCAAAACAUCAACAACAACAACGUCGACCCGCCCAGCUGGCAGUGCAGCCACCCCACGUUACGGGAGAGGAAUGCCUUGAUGUUUAACAAUGAGCUGAUGGCUGAUAUCCACUUCAUUGUUGGCCCCUUGGGGGAAUCUCAGAGAGUUCCAGCACACAAGUAUGUGCUGGCCGUGGGAAGCUCCGUUUUCUGUGCCAUGUUUUAUGGCGAUCUGGCCGAGGCAGAUUCUGAGAUCCAUAUCCCAGAUGUGGAACCUGCUGCUUUUCUAAUUCUGCUUAAGUACAUGUACAGUGAUGAGAUAGACCUGGAGGCAGACACGGUGCUGGCCACCCUGUAUGCUGCUAAGAAGUAUAUUGUCCCUGCGCUGGCCAAGGCCUGUGUCAACUUCCUGGAGACCAGCCUGGAGGCCAAGAAUGCCUGUGUGCUGCUGUCCCAGAGCCGCCUAUUCGAAGAGCCGGAGCUUACGCAGCGCUGCUGGGAGGUGAUAGAUGCUCAGGCUGAGUUGGCACUAUGCUCCGAGGGCUUCUGCGAGAUCGACCAGCAGACACUGGAGAUCAUCUUACAGAGGGAGACCCUCAACACCAAGGAGGUGGUGGUCUUUGACGCUGUUAUGAACUGGGCCGUGUCAGAGUGCAAGAGGCAGGGCCUGGGCCCCACCACCCACAACAAGAGAGAGGUGCUGGGCAAAGUGCUGUACCUGGUGCGCAUCCCUACGAUGAGCCUGGAGGAGUUCGCUGACGGUGCAGCACAGUCAGACAUCCUCACGCUGGAGGAGACGCAUAAUGUGUUUCUGUGGUACACAGCGGCCAGCAAGCCCAAGCUGGACUUCCCGCUGACUCCACGGAAGGGCCUGCUGCCUCAGAGGUGCCACCGCUUCCAGUCCUCAGCCUAUCGGAGCAACCAGUGGCGGUACCGGGGCCGCUGUGACAGCAUUCAGUUUGCGGUGGACAAGAGGAUCUUUAUCGCCGGCUUGGGCCUGUAUGGGUCAAGCGGGGGCAAGGCCGAGUACAGUGUCAAAAUUGAACUCAAGAGGCAAGGGGUGACCCUGGCGCAGAACCUGACCAAGUUUGUGUCGGACGGGUCGAGCAGUACGUUUUCCGUGUGGUUUGAGCAUCCUGUUCAGGUGGAGCAGGAUGCUUUCUACACAGUCAGCGCUGUGCUGGAUGGGAAUGAGCUGAGCUAUUUUGGCCAGGAGGGCAUGACAGAGGUGCAGUGUGGUAAAGUGACAUUUCAAUUCCAGUGCUCCUCGGACAGCACUAACGGGACUGGGGUACAGGGGGGACAAAUCCCAGAGCUUGUGUUCUAUGCGUAAGCUGCACUACACUGGAUUGUUGAUGGGGGGGUGGGGGGUUGGUUUGUCCUCGCCUCGCAGCCUUCGAAAGUAAUGUAGCAUCAAAGACUGUAGAAUAACGUCACACUAAAUGGCCUGAUAGUUUUGAGAGACUAUUUUAAAAGUGAAGGAACAUUUGUUUUUAUCUUAUUUAAUUUAAGGUUAUUUUUUAAUUUAACUACGGGGUUAUGUUUAAUGUUAUUUGCUCUGACGCCUGUGUUAAGGGCUGUGGCUGCUGUAGAAACAACAUUAGUACAGCGCUUUGUGAUUAUGUAAUCAAGCUGAGCUCCACAACUGGAACAAGUAGGGACUGCUUCAAACUGUGUAAUGCAAGUUCAUACAAUGUUGUUACUAUAGUGUGAGCAGCAAAACUACACAAAAGAGCAAACUUUAUGUAUAGUGUUAUGAUUAACAAUGCAAAAAGUAGUACGUUGUGUUAAAAAACAAAAGUCGAUAUGCACUUCAGAGAGGACAGCCUCUGCAACGUUGUGUCUUUUGUAUAAUACUGUUUAACUGUUAACAGCUUGAUGCUGUUACAAUCCAGAUCUGUUCUGUAAAAGAAUGCUUAUGAACCUGACAAAAAAACAUAAAGGUUAUAAUGUGAUUGAGCCAGAGAUGUCACUUGCUCAUCAUUUUAGGGCCUGCGUGAGCUCGAAGGGGGAAAUGACUAUUUGAGGGAUAACAGCGCCCUCUAGCAACACAAGUGAGAACUACAGCUUUCACUAAAUUGAUACAUGAGCAGGACUGCUUGUAACAUCUAAUUAACGUACUAAAAUUGGACCCAAGCUACAAGAUUAUAGCUUUAUUUAACUGUAAUUAGGCCAAUUAUGCCCACGAAAGCUCGAGGACUGAAACGAAAAUGUCAGUUUUGCCUUCUAAAUCGGAAAAUUCAGUGGGCCUGUGUGGUCUAGUGGGAAAAUCGUGGCUCAUACAGUCAGGGAUAGCAGUUGCAUACCCACUGGGGCCUCCAGCACCAAAAAAAAAUAGAAAUAGCCAUUUUAAUAGAGGCACAAAGGCACCUAUCAGACAAUAUAGGAAACUUGGCUGCAUCAGCAACUUUCAGGAUUAAUUAUAGUGCAGUUUGUAUGGCAAAUCAAUCAAGACAAGAGAGGGUUAAAUGGGGUGAAGAGAUGGUUGGUACCUAUAGUUGGGGCAUUGAUGCAUAACUCUCUGGCCAGGACCAGGAAUGUUCUUCCCAAGACAUACACGUUCACCUAGGGGAGAAGAAAAGUGAUUAAAAACGUUGCAAUGAAUGGGGAUAAGUGAAGGAUAAGCGGUUGAGACUAGUGGCUGAUGCUGAUACAUUAAUUGUCUAUACUUUCUAGAUCUCAUUUUGGGCUGCGGUUUUCUGGAGCCGACGGCAGCAGACAAGAGGACAGGGAAACACCCUGAACAGUCCGUUACAAAGCUGAAACACACACAAUCAUUCACACACCUAUGGGCAAUUUAGUGUAUCAAAUUCACCUAACAUGCACGUGUUUGAGCUGUGGGAGGAAAACUGAGCGCUCAGAGGAAACCCCCAUGAACACGAGCAAGGAUCAAACCAGGACCCUUUUGCUUUGAGGCGACUGUGCCAACUACAAAGCCACGAUGCCACCCCAGUAGCUCUGUAAGAGGGAAAGAAACGCUACACAUUACCAGUUUAGUUUUCAUUUGAGUAAGCUUCAUGAACCCCAAUUCUCACCCAUACCCGUUACAGCACUAUUACACUAUUACAGCACUUGCAAACCACAGUAUUACACACAGUAUUACAGUAUUACUUGGAAAACAAGGCCAUCUUAUAAACUUAUGAAAACUUGGAUCUCUAUUUUUUGAGAUUAUGGUUUUCACUGAACUACAGAAUUCUGGUCAGGAUAUUGCUUAUGUGUGUGCAGUGUACAUAUACAUACACACACACAAUAUCCACAGCAUCAUGUUUGUGGCUGAGUACAUAUGUAUGUAUUUGACUGCGAGUGACAGGAAAUGGACUGAGUGCAUGAAAUGGGUUAAUUGCAUCACCGUCAGGUAAAAAUGUUCCACUUACAUAAUGGACUCAGAAGUCAGGAGAACAUCUCAAUCAGUGCAUGCGAUUAAAAGCAGAGCGCUCGUGCUAAUUUUUUUUUCAUUACGCCUUUUAGACUCAGCUUGAUUGGUCUGUCACUCUAACCCAUGUCAGCAAUUAUUAAAUGCUUUCAUGAGUAGCCCCGGUAACAAUCCUGCAUCCGCACAAACGCCCCAUCAUGCAGAGUUGGAACCAAAAUCAGUUUUAUUGGUUUAGCUGGCAUUUACAAUCCAUAUCAGCAUUUAAAUAAUUUUAAGUCAAUUUUUAUGAUUCUUGCACUGGUUUUCACACUAACCAUAUUAAGUGUAGGCCAUUGUUUCUCAUUAUAAAACCUGAAGCUAUCAACAUUAUACAGAAUGUGUGUAUUAUAAAACUCGUCAAGAAUGUGGCCUUGAGUCAGCUAUUUUUUUGUCUCGUUGCGAGCACUUUUGCUGUUAAGCUGCAUUACACACCCCUGUAGGACACUUGGAUGUUAGAGGAAAAGGGUUGGGUGUGAGGUUGGGAUUACCAACUGGCCAUUUCGAUUGACAGAUGUUGAAUUUCAUCAGGCUAACAACAAGAUUGGCAGUAAAUUUUAGCUGGCAGCUAAAAAGAAAUAAAUAUUGUCAGAUAAAACCAGGAGAUGUUAGGGAUCUAAAAAUAAAAAAUGAACCUGAUAAUAAAGUUUAGAUUGGGUCCUAUCCUUAGGGGCCAAGCCCCACUGGUAGAAGGGGUCAGAGUUAGAGGACCAGGUCAUGAUCCCAGGUCAGCUUUCGCCCAUUCCUACAGACCUCUGGGGCUUCGGAUCUCCUGCCUGGCAGACGGACAGACUCUCACUGUUGGCCCUGGGCAGUCAGGCCGCCUGCAGCCGCUCCCUGUUCUAUUCCUGGAACUGUUCUGAGUCGGAAUUCAUACACAGGGAGUAAAGAGGUGGUGGUUGGAAAGACAUGGAAUAGAAUAGGAUAGAACGGAAUGGAAUGGCUCUGUCAAUACAAAGAGGAGCUGGCUGGUUAUGACCGAAGUGAUCAUCCUGACUGUUUUUGCUAUGUGUAGUGGCAAAUAUUAGUCUUGAGGAUUUGAGGAACAAAAUUAUCGAGUUUGUACAAUCUACAUUAAUACAUCAACCAUUUGUCUAAACUAGAGAUGAUUUUUGAAAUGAACCUCGACCAAAUGCAAGGUUUGGUUCAAAUCCUGCCAUCCUUCCAUCCAUUUUCCAAGCCACUUAUCCUGAUCAGGGUCGUGGGAUGUUUGAGUCUAUCCCAGCAGUCAUAGGGCAGAAGGUGGGGAAACACCCUGGACAGUUCGCCAGUCCAUCUCAGGGCAGACAAUUAGGUAUUUAGUAUGGCUGAUUCACCUGACCUACAUGUAUUUGGACUGUGGGAGGAAACCAGAGCACCCAGAGGAAACCCACGCAGACACGGGGAGAACAUGCAAACUCCACACAGAGGACGACCCGGAACAACCCCCAAGGUUGGACUACCCCGGGGUUUGAAUCCCGGACCUUGUUGCUAUGAGGCGACCGCGCUAACCACUGCGUCACCGUGCCGCCCUCAAAGUCUGCCAAUGUUGGAUAAAAGUAGCUGCUGCAAGUGAUUAAAAGAAAUUGGAUAGUUGAGGGCAAUUGCAGUAGAUUGCAUUUCUCUCCUUCUAAUCAUUUAAAUUGAAAUGUUUUAUUAAUGCUGCGCCAUUGCAUCAUAAUCAUUACCUUCAUUGUGGAAACUAGAAAUGCAAUAUGUCUUUAUUGAUUUUACUCCCCUGCUUUGCAGUUCAACAGGGUUGUAAUGUAGACCCUGGAGGCCCUGCAGCCACUUUUAUACCACAGGGGCCAAGUGGGGCUUUGCAGGGGCCGAGGCUGAUUCAAAGUGUUUUGAGAUGAAAGGCAAUGUGGGGUUACUUGAUAUGGCUAGUCCAAGUCUCAACAGGUGGACAAAUUAAUUGGAUCUUAUUGGGGAAAACCACUCCACUUAACCAGCCCUGUAUUCUUAUUCCCAGGGCCCAAAACAGUUCAAACAAUAUUUGCAAACAUGAGCAGAUCGACCAAAGCCUGAAACCAGAGACGAGAGCCUCAAACCUGUGACCUCAUUAUGGAGUCCCACUACAAUGAAAUGAAUUGGGACAGACGUCAGAGGAUAAGUGGUCCUUGCUAAUCAAUACUCCUAUUCUCAGCAAUACUGUGAAAACUAUUUUCAAUGCGAGUUAUAUGAAUAUGAGACCAGUUAAACAGGUGAAAUAAAAGCAA
Lampris incognitus (smalleye Pacific opah) is the source of this 6039-nucleotide messenger RNA. RefSeq names its product BTB/POZ domain-containing protein 6-B-like. The record is from RefSeq and is a predicted model, not a curated record. Gene Ontology annotation, molecular function: protein binding. Gene Ontology annotation, biological process: neurogenesis. The coding region runs from base 77 to 1762 and encodes 561 amino acids. Gene Ontology annotation, cellular component: cytosol. The transcript has 5 exons. Lineage: Eukaryota; Metazoa; Chordata; Actinopteri; Lampriformes; Lampridae.